Messenger RNA from Wickerhamiella sorbophila, 2727 nucleotides. Its product is annotated as Dual specificity protein kinase pom1. The transcript has a single exon. Gene Ontology annotation, molecular function: ATP binding; protein serine/threonine kinase activity. The record is from RefSeq and is a predicted model, not a curated record. Gene Ontology annotation, biological process: peptidyl-serine phosphorylation; peptidyl-threonine phosphorylation. The coding region runs from base 1 to 2727 and encodes 908 amino acids. NCBI's taxonomy places the organism in Eukaryota, Fungi, Ascomycota, Dipodascomycetes, Dipodascales, Trichomonascaceae.
AUGGCUUCGCCAGAGCGACGGAACAUGUCGCAUUCGGCGCUUCCAAUACAUGGCGGCUCCUCGAUGGGCUCGUAUGUACCAGUGGAUAUUACGCCGCCUCCUCGAUCAGCCAUUCCGCUGCAUAUUGACCGGAAGGUAGAGCCAGCCCCACCAGUAUCGAAUCCACGUUUGCGGCAGAAGUUUUCUAUGCCUAAUUUAUCGGGUUUGCGAAUAGGAUCUCCAAAGAGAAGAGAAAAACAGACCAAACCUACCGUGCCUGCUCCAAAACUUGAGGGCAGGAAGAACCGCGCUCUGGAGGCCCUCGAUAAAUUAUUAGAACAAGAAGCAUUUUCUCUUGCUGCGCUGGAGACAGACGAGUCAAACACAUCUGCAGAUCUAUUACCACCAUUUGAAGAAACUUCAAAUGUCCCCAAGUCUGUGGAUCGACGCCCAGGAACCCACCCAACGCGUACGGACAGCGCUGACCGGAAAGAGCCCAUGCUUAAAGCAGGAAUUCAUAGGCUCAGGGCUAGUAUAUCAGUGCAAUCGCUCAGAAUACCGGUUGAACCAAUGUCUCCAUCCGGAUCAAAUGGUAAAUUAACGGGCGAACGACCUCUUUUGGUUUCGCAAAAAUCGAGACAACCAGAACCAGGUCCCUCAUCCCACAUCCCAAGGAGCACAAGCCAGGAAAUCCCGAAAAUAUCCCGGACCACAUUAUCUGCUUCUGCGGAAAAGCUCAAUAGGCCUCAAAGUGUCGCCCAUAAACGCCUUAGCGCCGGAACAGGCGAGCAGAAGAGUCCGCAACGCCGAGCUUUGAAGCAGGAUCAACUCAAGCCCCCAACCAGAGCUCCUCCUCAACCACGUCUACGUUUAUCGAGCGGAUCAACCGAGACCAGACGUACCGAAAUCAAACCACCUGAGCUUCAUGCAGAUAGGCGAAUCCAAGAGCGACACAAUAAACUUAUUCCAUCAGAACCCAAGGAGCAAAUGCGGGCUAGAGUUUCGUCUGCAAAGGUAGCCCCACCGGGCCCUGUCAACCCUCCAUUCCAUAAGUUCAGAGGGAGUCAAAGUAUGGGUAACCUUGCAGCGGCUAAGGUGUCCCCCCAAGCCCCACCACUUCCAGACCAAGACAGGGCUCUAAAGCGCCCCGUCUUUCGACGAAAAUACACACCUGAACCAGCAAGAGGUUAUGAUUCAGUGCCUGGCUUGAAGAUGGCAAGCCAUCUGCAUAUGCGGACCUUACCCCAUUCUUCCUCUACGCAGCUUUCCAGCAUGAGCAGUCAAAAAGGGGUGAAUAGAUUUCCAUUAGAUCUUGCUCCACCUAAUUUCAGAGACUCUGGUAGGUCUACACCAGCGGCGCCUCCAAACAAUCGAUCGGAUAGCCCGAACUCACGUUCGUCAUCUGUGCGGUCGUUUUCGCGUAAACUUUUUAGUGCAUUGAAAAGCACAUCGCGAUCGUCGGCGAGAUCGAGUCGUCCAGCCACUCCUUCGUCGUCAAACUCCGCUCUUUCGAGAUCUAACACCGAGCUUUCUCUGUCUGAUGAACUCGAAGACUGGCCAGAGCCUGCCACCCAACUACCCCCGAUCGAAGUUCAGCAAAAUCUAGCUCGAUUGUUUAAAGUUUCGUUGCCACUGGUCGACAUUGACCCUAAUAUAACUACUAUUCCUGUCGAUGGUGCCAGCAUUGUGAAAUACGACAUGAAUUUGAGUGACUAUGAGCGCAACGAGAUCACCGAUUUUACCCACGCCUACUACACUGGCAGUCCUGGCCUCAUCAAGCCUCUUGAAACCGAGUUUAGGGAUAAAGAUGGCAACUAUCAGUUUGUGGAGCGAGACCACAUUGCAUACCGCUACCGAGUUGAAUCUCAACUUGGUGUCGGUUCGUUUGGUACUGUGCUACGUUGCCGCGACUAUCGCACCGGGCGCCUUGUAGCUGUGAAGGUUACUGCGAUCCGUAAAGAACUUGCGGGUCAAGCCAAAGUGGAGGCCGGCCUGCUAAGUACAUUGAAACGAGCUGGAUCCCCAGACCAAUAUCAUUUUGUCCGCAUUCUUAACAGCUUCAUGUUCCGGGGCCACAUGUGCAUUGUCACAGAGCUGCUAGGUGCGAACCUGUAUGAAGUGCUAAAGCGAAACAACUACCAGGGUCUCGCUAUGAGCUCAGUACAGUAUAUCACGAAACAAAUUUGUUGUGCACUACAAUUUUUGGAGACUCAGGGAAUUAUUCAUUGUGAUCUCAAACCUGAAAAUAUUCUCGUGUCUGAUGACGUGAACUGUCAAGUGAAGAUAAUUGAUUUUGGUUCUGGCUGUCAUGAAAAUAAGCGGGUAUUCACCUACAUCCAAUCCAGGUUUUACAGGGCCCCAGAAAUUUUACUUGGAGUUCCAUACACGCCGGCAAUUGACAUGUGGAGUCUGGGCUGUAUGGUGCCGGAGCUUGCUAUUGGCCGACCAUUGUUCCCCGGAGAGGACGAAAAGGACCAGAUCGCCCUUCUUUGUCAAACUCUUGGCCCGCCUGAAAUAGCGAUGUUGAUGCGGUGCUCACGCGGCCGACACUUUUUCGAUCCCCGCGGCCUACCCUUGACCCUCCGAUCGACCAAAGGGGUCAUGCGACGUCCACCGGGGUCGACUCCGCUUUCGAGUUUCCUGCCGCCGCUUGCAGCAGACUUUGUCAAUCAUCUAUUACAAUGGUCGCCUCAGCGUCGAUUGAGUGCUAGUGGUGCUUUGAACCAUGGCUUUUUAUCAAGCGUUUAA